Molecule: messenger RNA, 1558 nt
Organism: Hemibagrus wyckioides
Lineage: Eukaryota; Metazoa; Chordata; Actinopteri; Siluriformes; Bagridae
Gene: rlig1
Product: RNA 5'-phosphate and 3'-OH ligase 1
Exons: 7
Coding region: 302-1288 (328 amino acids)
Biological process (GO): response to reactive oxygen species
Molecular function (GO): RNA ligase (ATP) activity
Source: RefSeq, a predicted model, not a curated record
UAGACAUCUGUUUUCCUUAGUAAAGAAUAGUCCCCCUCUCACAAUAAAUAAAUAAGUUGAUUAAUUAAUAAAUAAAAAUAUAAAAAGCCGAUAGAAAACUCAUCAUGAGGCUGAAGUGGGUGUUCUCGCAGUAAGGACUCCGGUCCAGCAGCGGCAGCAGAGAGUCCGGUUUUCUCACGCAGCUCAGCGCAGAUAAACUUCUCUCUCUGCAGACGAGGUAAUGUUAUUUUAACAGCUGAAAUGGCGAACUGGUGUGUGGACGGUGGGAACUAAGUGGCGCAGAGAAGCCUGAGUAAGAGUCAUGAGGCGCCUCGGGUCCGUGCAGCAGAAAAUCCCGUGUGUUUUUCUCACUGAGGUGAAAGAAGAAGCGUCCAGAAAGCGGGACGGUCAGCAUUUUCAGGUGGUUGCCACGGAAACGGUGAACCCCGUGGCUGUGGAGUCGGACGUCCACCACGCGCUCGCCACAGAGAAGCUGGACGGCACUUGCUGCUACGUCACUCUGUACAGAGGAGAAGCAUAUCUCUGGGCUCGCCUGGACCGCAAACCCACCAAGCAGGCGGACAAGAGGUUCAAGAAAUAUCAGUACUCUCAGAAGACCUGUAAAGGUUUCACGUGGGAUGUAGAAGAAGAUUUCCGGACUGUUCCCGAAUCCUGGAUUCCUGCACGUCGAGUUCAGUACGAGAGCGGUCACCCCGUACCUGAUGAGCACGGACACAUCCCGGGCUGGGUUCCAGUGGACAAGGUUAACAAGCAGUACUGCUGGCACGCGUCUGUGGUCGACUACGACGCCCGAGAGGCUCUCGUUCUGAGGCCGAGCGACGGGGAUGAAGCCGUGCUGGAAAUCGCCAGCGUUCCUCUGACCGAGCUGAUGGAGCAAACGCUGGAGCUCAUUGGGACCAACGUGAACGGAAACCCGUACGGUUUGGGCAGUAAGAAGAAUCCGCUCCACGUUCUGGUGCCGCAUGGAAUCCUUCACGUGAGGAACGCUCCUGCUGUGGAGUUCCAUCAGCUGCUAUCGUGGUUUCGGGACAGUGAUGAGGGCAGUGUGGAGGGAAUUGUGUGGCACUGUAACGACGGCACGCUCGUCAAGAUUCAUCGGCACCACCUGGGUCUGAAGUGGCCCGAUGGCGACGCCCUCUUAAACUCCAGGCCCGUGGUGGUCCGCGUGUCCCGGCUCCCGUUCGAUCCGGACGCUUCACCUGACUCGAGGAAGAACCUGUUCUCCGCUCUCUCCGGCCUCACCAGACGCCGUUUCGGCUCCUUCAGAGAUGUCCAGCUGGAUGCCUGAUCAGCUACACAACAUUCCUCUUGCUCAACUGUAUGACCUGCUUUACAAUGAGGACGAAUCUUCGUAGUAGAAUUCUUUACUGAACCUCGGCUCUAAUGUGACACUUAAUAGUAAAAGAUUUACUACGUGAUGCCGAUAACGAACCUUAGAGUCGCUCUCGGUUUUAAGAGGGAGAUUAAUUGAUGUAUAUUUAAUUUAUUUAGCCAAAAAUGAAGUAUGUAACGUCCAUGAGAUACACGAAAGCUGUCCUAAUAAACAUGUCUAAAAGAA